GCUAAAGAUUGUUAAAAUAGCCUUUAGAUCAGUUUAACACCUUUAUUAGAUGUGUACAAUAGGAUUUACUUCCAAUAUUUAGAUUACUGAUAUGAGCUGUGACGUAAAGCAACGUUAAGUCUGUUAUAAGACAGUAAUGAAUGUCAGGAGACGCAUUCAUUGUGUUUAUAGACGGUCAUUGGGUGAAAUAAUUAACGGGUACCGAGAUUACAUAGUUCAUUGUUCUGAUUCAAAUAUUUGUACGCGAUUUAUCGUUUUAUUUUCGGUGCAUUCGAUUUAAAUUGCAUGUGAUUCAUCUGAAUUAUUUGUGAUCUUUGACGUUUUUGGAAUUUUAAUUUAUGAAUUAUUUGCUUGUUGGGACAAGCGUGCACAAUGUACAGUAAACUAAUCAUUGAACAAUAAUACUAAUAAUAAUUUAAUUUCAGCCUUCAGAACUGUUUCCACAUCUUUGUACCUUCUUUUAUUGCAGUUAAUCCGGAUUUAUUUGCUUUCUGUUAUACUUUUCUGCGAACAGAUUUAAGUGAUGUCUACUUUUCCAAGGAUAUCCCUGAGACCUGAAGUCACUGAUUAUCUCAAGAAUGUCUUCCUAAACAAGGAGGUGUUAGCGGCAGUCGGCCAUCAGGAGGCAGAAAGUCGUUUCUGGAAGCUGCUCACAUGUCUGUCUCACCCUCCUUCAUACACUUGUGUGCGGGUCAGCACUCAUCUCGCUCCCCUGGAAGAGAUCAGACACAAGUUAGGGGAGGAGCUGAAAAAGCACCAGAUGUGCAGCUCAUCAGAAGAGGAGGUGUCCUUUCAGAUUUUUCCUCACCCACGAAUUCCAGAUGUGCUGCUGCUUCCUGUCGAUGGCCCGAGACCUGUGAAGCAGCUCAGCUCAGAGGUGGUGGUUGGUGCUCAGUGUGGCAGUGCUGUACUCAGAGGCGCUCACGUCUUCAUCCCGGGGAUCAUAGCCAGCCCUAAGUUCAUGAAGACUGGAGAUGCGGUGUCUGUCUUCUCUGACUUGGAGGGUUGCUGCACCCGGGGAGCCACAAACUUCCAGGGAAAAAGAGGGUUUGUGGGAAAUGGAGUUGCUCAAGUAGACCGCUCUGGCAUCUUCUGCACAGAUGUACCUGCCAAGGGAAUAGGUGUUCUGAUGGUAGAGCCACUUUACCAGAGUCCGUCCUUCGAUGGCAUUCUACCAAACCUGGCAUUCCUGCAGGUGUUUUUCCAUGUUGUGCAGAACCUUCCCUCUGUAGUGGUGGGACAUGUUCUCGGGCCUCUUCCUGGAGAACGGAUCCUGGAUAUGUGCGCUGCGCCCGGAGGGAAGACCUGCCACAUCGCUGCACUCAUGAGGGACCAGGGUGAGGUCGUGGCCCUGGAGAAAAUCAAAAAUAAGAUUGAUCGAAUUCGUCAAAAUGCCCAAAUUUUGCAAUUAAGCUCAGUAAAGGUUUAUUGCUUUAACAGCACUAAAGCUGUGAGCAGCGACUCGGCACAGGAACAUGAAGGACCUCCUUUCCCUCCUGAAAGUUUUGAGCGGGUUCUUCUGGACGCCCCCUGUAGUGGCCUCGGGCAGAGACCCAUUAUGUCCUGUACCUGGAGCCUCAAGGAGAUCUGUUCCUACCAGCCGCUGCAGCGCAAGUUAUUCCACGCUGCAGUGCGGUUGUUGAAGAAAGGUGGGGUUCUUGUGUACAGCACCUGCACAGUGACUCUAGCGGAGAACGAGGAGCAGGUAGCCUGGGCUCUGGAGACCUUCCCCUGCCUCACGCUUCAGCCUCAGGAGCCUCACAUCGGCGCAGAAGGCAUGCCGGGAGCCGGCCUGUCACCUGAGCAGCUGCGUCUCCUCCAGAGGUUCAGUCCGGAGCUGAGCUGGGACCAGAAAGGAACGGCAGCCCCCCUCCCCUGCAGAGCCGACAGAGACACCAUCGGCUUCUUUAUUGCCAAGUUCCUGAAAAAGUGACUGUGGGGCAUGUUUUCUCUUGCAACACCAUCGGCUCUACCAUGAGACUGCAGACGGGAACAAUAGUGUUUAUAUUACAACACUGUGUGUGCUUUGACGGGGCAGUGUUGACAAAGACGCUCACUGUGCUGUUUACAGCAUCUGCCUCUUAACAGCUGCUCUCUGAAACUGCAGGCCAUAUAGGGAUAAGCUUUAUAAACACAGAGGGCAGGAGAGAGGGUGGGGGGUUGGGGGGCUGGAGGAAGGGAGGGAGGCACGUGGGGAUGGAGAGUGAAUGAGUAUUGGCAAAUGCAGCAGUGCUUGCAUUGCCAUAACAACAGUGACGACACAGCUGCCAUGGUGACCGUGGAUUCGCUGGAUUUCAGAGAUCCGGAAGUCGCGUGCAGAAAGAGGUCACGAGUGGUAUUAACAAUUGAGUGUCUUUUAGAAGUUGUGGAGACAACUGGGACCUCUAAUUAAGACUUCUGCUGCUUGUUAGAGAGAAGUGAUGCUCUGUGUAGUUCAGUCAUCGGAACAAAUUAAUCACCGUUUUACAAAUAAAAGUUUCUACAAAAAAUA
This is a messenger RNA of Eleginops maclovinus (Patagonian blennie), 2491 nucleotides long. It is a transcript of the gene nsun6, whose product is annotated as NOP2/Sun RNA methyltransferase 6. Gene Ontology annotation, molecular function: RNA binding; RNA methyltransferase activity. Lineage: Eukaryota; Metazoa; Chordata; Actinopteri; Perciformes; Eleginopidae. Gene Ontology annotation, biological process: RNA methylation. The record is from RefSeq and is a predicted model, not a curated record. The coding region runs from base 524 to 1933 and encodes 469 amino acids. The transcript has 11 exons.